Molecule: messenger RNA, 4561 nt
Organism: Linum trigynum
Lineage: Eukaryota; Viridiplantae; Streptophyta; Magnoliopsida; Malpighiales; Linaceae
Source: the annotation of a GenBank genome assembly
CUUCAGUCAACAGAGAAGCUUGGGGGCCGACCCCCAAACCUUCAAGCCAUGGAUCAAUUCCGGGACUUCGUCAACUCGGCAGGUUUGCUAGACGUGGGAUUUAAGGGAGCUCCUUUUACUUGGUCUAACCGCCAAGGAAUAGCAACUCAUAUCUUAGAACGAUUAGAUAGGGGUUUGGUUUCCUCUAAUCUAUUGACUACCUGGCCGAAUUUGCAGGUUACUCAUCUUUCUGAUUUAGGAUCCGAUCACCGGAUCCUCUUGCUCCAAUUAAUCCCAGCAGCAGGGAAAGGAAAGCCGCGCUUCCACUUUGAUCUUCGCUGGGCGGCUAACACUGAAGCUCGAGAGAUUAUAGCUCAGGUUUGGCAGCUGAAUGUUUCAGGUACAUUGCAAUUCCAACUGUUUUCCCUCUGUAAAGAGGCUCGCCAUCAACUUGUACAAUGGGCGCGGCUUGGUACAACCAAUUCAGCUCGCCAUAUCAGAGAGCUGCGGGAAGCAAUACAAGCUGAACGAGAUACUCUCCAGACUGAUUGGGACAUAAUCACAGGGCUGGAAACCCAACUUUCAGCAGCCUAUCUUCAAGAAGAGGCCUACUGGAGACAAAAAUCUCGUACUACUUGGCUGCAAAAGGGAGACUCCAACACUAAUUACUUCCAUAUUACUACCACUCAACGCCGCCGGCAUAAUCUGAUCGAGGUCCUGCGUGAUGACCAUGGGCAGCCACAUUAUGAAGAGCCUGCCAAGGGAAAUGUCUCUGUAAGUUUUUUCCAGCAACUCUUUCUUUCUGAUGGGACAUCACCAGGCUUCCUUGUGCAGGCGCUGGGUCUACCACAUAAGGUCACGAGCAGUCAGAACAUGUUUCUCUCGGCGAAUGUGACUAGAGAAGAGAUAAGAGCGGCAGCCUUCAGCAUAGGAAAGGGGCAAGCGCCGGGCUCCGAUGGCCUAACGGGGGGCUUCUUUCAGUCUUAUUGGGACAUCGUGGGGGAGUCAGUGUGCCGGGCAGCCCUCUCAUUCUUCAGAACAGGCCGACUCCUGCAGAACUUCAAUCACACUAUCAUCACCUUGAUUCCCAAGGUAGUAAAUGCAGAUCUUAUGCGCCAGAUGCGCCCCAUCAGCCUUUGUCAGGUCUUUUACAAGAUCAUCUCCAAAGUUCUUACUUCUCGGCUUGCGGUGAUUCUUCCCUCUGUGAUUUCGGAUACUCAGAAUGGGUUCAUCAAAGGUCGAGAUAUAUCUGACAACAUUCUGAUAGCCCAGGAGGUGAUGCAAUAUUUGAAAACGAAAUCGCAGGGUCGGGAUAGGUGGAUGGCCUUAAAGCUGGACAUGGAAAAAGCAUACGACAGGGUCGAGUGGGGAUUUCUCUUCGCCGUAAUGGAGGCUCUUGGGUUCAAUGAUCAUUGGAUGAAGUGGAUCAAAGCCUGUGUCACCACAGUCUCUUUCACUGUUCUCCUAAACGGUAAUGAACAUGGUUACUUUCGUCCCCAACGUGGUCUACGACAAGGAGACCCGCUCUCGCCUCUGCUGUUUGCUAUCUACACUGAGGCUUUCUCGGCUAUGCUUACUAAUGCGAUGGAAUCUCAGCAUCUUCAUGGCCUCAAGAUCCACAGGUUGGCUCCGACUCUCUCUCACCUCUUCUUCGCCGAUGACACUUACUUGUUCUUGCGUGCAACGUCCUCGGAGUGCCAUAACCUGCUCCAAUUGCUACAUUUGUAUGAAGAAGUUAGUGGACAGCGAGUCAAUCUUCAGAAAUCAUCGGUUUGUUUCAGCUCAAACAUGUCUGAUCAGGAAUCGGUGGCCAUGGCAGCCCUGCUUGGGGUCACAUCCAUCGGUUCUAUGGAGAAAUAUUUGGGAUUGCCUGCCCAAGUUCAGCGUUCAAAGGUUCAAACGUUCAGGUUUGUGGAGGAUAACUUGGCUGUCCGUAUCCAAAGCUGGCGUUCGAAGUCCCUUUCACUAGCGGCUAAAGAGGUUGUAAUCAAAGCAGUAGGCUCGGCAACUCCAGUGUAUGCUAUGUUCUCUUUCCGGCUGCCGUCCACGUCCUGUCGCCGUCUGAAUGGCCAGCUGAGUCGAUACUGGUGGGCAGGUCAGGAUAAAGACAGGGGAAUGCACUGGAUUUCAUGGCCUGCGGUCUGUGUCAGCAAAUUUCAUGGCGGAUUGGGGUUCAGAGAUUUUGAUCUCUUUAAUGUUGCCAUGCUGGGCAAGCAAGCCUGGAAGAUCCUGCAGGAUCCAGCUUCUCUCCUCGCGCGCCUCUACAAAGCUCGUUAUCAUCCCUCGGCUGAUUUUCUCAACGCGUCAGCAGGCUCCCGUCCGUCGUGGGCUUGGCAGGGCGUAUUGGAAGGGCGGGCACUCCUUAAGCGUGGUUUGAGGUGGCAGAUAGGGUGUGGGACGGCUGUUCGCAUCCUUGAUGAUCCAUGGUUACCUUCUUCCCCUCCUUCUUCGCCUAUGCUGCUGCCCGGGGUUAUUCUGCAGAAUCAGUUCGUUGCUUCGCUCAUUCAUCCUCUCACCCGGACCUGGAACAGCGAACUUAUCCGCGCUUCAUUCGAGGCAGAGAGUGUACAGUGGAUUCUCUCUAUUCCAUUGCCAUCUGCACCGCGACCAGACAAGCUUAUAUGGCAUUUCUCGGCGACGGGUCAGUACACUGUCAAGACCGGGUAUCACCUACUCUCAUCUGGCCGACACCUUGAGUUUGAUCCCUUACCUCCUUUCCUUAAUCAACAAUUCUGGAAAUUCUUGUGGAACCUGCCUAUUCCCCCCAAACUUAAAGUCUUCUUGUGGCGAGUAGUUCGUGGAUUCCUUCCAAUGCGCCAAAUACUGAAAGGGAAGUCUUUAUGUGACACUGACACUUGUCUCGUUUGCUCAGCUGCCGUGGAAUCGAUCUCUCACUGCUUCUUUGAUUGCAGGAUCGCGCGAGGGCUAUGGACACUAGCAGGGAAGGAGCAUAUCCGGGCUGCCAUGGCUGUUGUUAAUUACGAUUUGGCCUGGUCCAAUCUAUUUUUCUCUAUGCAGCUUUCCAAAAUGGACAUAGCAGAGGUGGUCUUCCUGGUUUGGAGAUUAUGGAAGGGGAGAUGCUGGUCUACAUACGACUACAUUCAGUAUCUACCAGGUCCAUUGCACCGCCAAUUCACUAAUCAAGUUACCGAGUGGAAAGAGGCUACAAUUGAUCAGCAUGGCCAGGCCGCUUCGGUACGAGUUCCUCGCAGCCUUCCUCCCCAACCUUCCUGCCCGCCAGGCGGUAUCCUCAUGAGGUUUGAUGGAGCGACAAAGAAGGGAGUCGGGGGCAGCGUCGGAUUUGUGGGUUUCAAUGGGGACCGCGCAGUGAUAUGCGCCUACGGUAAGUACUACGAAGGUAUCUCCGAUCCAUUCUUACUUGAAUUACUAGCCUUAAGGGAUGCAAUGGUUUGGAGUUUACACCGUGGCUACUCAUCUGUUUGCUUUUGUGGGGAUUCACAAUUGGUCAUACGACGAGCAAUGGAGGACGACGUCUGCCAUGAUAGAGGUGGAGCGGUACUGGAAGAAGUGCGAGUCAUGAAGACCUCUUUUGCAGUUGUUUGUUUUGUUUUUGCUCCUCGUAGUACUAACAGGGCUGCCCAUCGCGUGGCACAAACGGCCCUUGCAUCGGUAGCAACCCAGUUGGUUGACUACCGCAUUUAUAUUUCCAAUGCAUUGUAAAGAACUAUCUAUUACAAACUAUCUAUGACAAAAAAAAAUGUUGAUUAUGGUUUCCCCCACUACACCACUGUAUACAGCUACAGUUAUAUACAUGUAUCGGUGGAGCCUUCCCAUUCUUAGGUGGCUUGGGAAAUAUUGUUCAACCAAAAGCUAAUCCAAAUUAUGUGGGAAAUCUUGAUAUGAUCAGACAUAUAGGAAGAAAGUUAAUAAACCUUGAUAUUGAAGGAUUGUUUAAGAAAAUAAUAAUAAUAAACUUAACCGCCUUUUUUUAUCGUGAAACCUAGUCAAAGUUUUAUUAAUCAGUGAAGGCGGUUAUAUAGUCAUGUUGUAACUGAUUAACCAAAUAGGUCGCGGUCUGCAAUUGCUUCGCGAGCGAUGUACCUCCAGCUUCCUUCUCCCGUCACACGUAGCAAGUUAACCGCCUUGGCUUGAAGAACGAAGGGGGGAAAAUGGGGUUAAGGUCACGCGUGCAGCAGCUCUUAUGUCGUAAUCAAUCAAGAUAAAACAAUUAAUAAGUGUGUAGUUACAGAAUCGCAAAUUUAGAAACUACGCAAAAGGUCGGUCGUCAAUUUGCUUAUGCAACGCAAUUACAUUAUUUGAUCAGUUGACAAUGUACAAAAUGAAUGUAAAACCAAACCACAUCGGUCGGUGGGUCAAAAUUAGAAAGAGCUGUGGUUUUUGGUUAUCGGUGGGACAAAAAAUACAAACGAUGGGGGAGAAUUGAAAAUUAGAUUGAAUGGGGCAAAAGUGUGGUCUGGAUAACGUCACAUAUAUCCAAUCUAUCCACAGUCAUCCUCAAUCGGAUUGCUCUCCCAUCAUCCUCGCCAUUUGGCACCUUUUUUUCCGAGUAAUUUAUCGAAACGAUUAUAUAAGUUUGAGCGAAUAAUAACAUGAAUUUCUU